This is a messenger RNA of Alligator sinensis (Chinese alligator), 3231 nucleotides long. RefSeq names its product choline/ethanolamine kinase. The coding region runs from base 367 to 1461 and encodes 364 amino acids. The record is from RefSeq and is a predicted model, not a curated record. Lineage: Eukaryota; Metazoa; Chordata; Crocodylia; Alligatoridae. Gene Ontology annotation, biological process: phosphatidylethanolamine biosynthetic process; CDP-choline pathway. Gene Ontology annotation, cellular component: cytoplasm. Gene Ontology annotation, molecular function: ethanolamine kinase activity; choline kinase activity. The transcript has 10 exons.
CAGGCGCCGGGCGGCGAGCGAAGGUCACAGUCACCUUCCCUGCAGCUCCCUGGCCCUGCUGCACAGGUGGCAGCGCACCUUGUAGACUGACUAGGUGUGGGGCACGUCCCACGGGCUUUCCUCGGCCUGGGGCGCUCUCGCUGUCCCUGCCCUGCCCUCCCUCCCUGCCCUGCAGGAGAGCCGCCUGCUGCCCCCUCCCCGGCCUGACUCCACGCUCUGCGCUGGGCUGUGGGAAUUGGGCCCCACACCUGUCCCCUCUGUGGUCGGGGUGUUACCCGUGGUCCCAGAACCACCGGCCGUGGCCCCUGGAGGACACGGGUCCCAGGAGACACGGCCUUGGCAUGGGGGGCAGGAGUCUGCUGCUUCAUGCCCCACCCCCACCAGGCAGGUCACGGGGUGGGGGGGUGCACGUGUGUCCCAUGCGUGACAGCUGGCCAGGGGUGCAGUGCGCAUGGGGUCCCAGCUGGGCGGUCCCUGAUCCUUGCUCUCGUCGCCAGUGGGGGGCUGAGCAACCUGCUGUACAAAUGCACCCUCCCAGACCACAUCCUGAGCAUGGGGGACGAGCCCCGGCAGGUGCUGCUGCGCGUCUACGGGGCCAUCCUCCAGGGUGUGGACUCGCUGGUACUGGAGAGUGUGAUGUUUGCCAUCCUGGCGGAGCGGGCACUGGGACCACGGCUCUAUGGGGUCUUCCCCCAGGGGCGCCUGGAGCAGUACAUUCCGAGCCGACGCCUCCGGACCGAGGACCUGCGGGAUCCUUACAUCUCCGGGGAGAUUGCAGUGAAGAUGUCCCGGUUCCAUGGCAUGGUGAUGCCUUUUAACAAGGAGCCCAAGUGGCUGUUUGGGACCAUGGAGGGGUACCUGAAUCAGAUUGCUGAGCUCACUUUUGCUGAGGAGGUUCAGCUGAAGAAGUUAAAUCACCUCAAGGCCUACAACCUACAGGAGGAAAUGCGCAGCCUCAGGGAGCUGCUGGAGUCCACACCGUCACCGGUUGUCUUUUGCCACAACGAUGUCCAGGAAGGAAACAUUCUCCUGCUCUCGGGACGCGAAGCUUCCUCCACAGACAAGCUGAUGCUGAUUGACUUUGAAUACAGCAGCUACAACUACAGGGGCUUCGACAUCGGCAAUCACUUCUGUGAGUGGGUAUAUGACUACACCCAUGAUGCAUGGCCGUUCUAUAAGGCCUCCAUGGAGAACUACCCUUCGCGCCAGCAGCAGCUACACUUCAUCCGACACUACCUCUCGGAAGACUCAGGGCAGCAUGGGGACACCACGCAUGAGGAGCAAGCUUGCAUCGAGGAGGAGAUGCUGACUGAGGUCAACCGGUUUGCUCUGGCCUCACAUUUCUUCUGGGGCCUCUGGUCCAUCCUGCAGGCAAAGAUCUCCACCAUCGAGUUCGGGUACCUGGACUAUGCUCAGAGCCGCUUCGAGGCAUACUUCCAGCAGAAGGCGCUGUGCUCCUGACCGUGGCUCAUGGCCCCAGCUGGCUCCAGCCAUUCCCUUCCAACUCUGCCUCCUGCUGCAGCGCCUGGGCCUUGCGCCACGGCAGUGACUUGUGGGGGCCUGGCAUGGACAGCGGAGCUACCCUCCGCAUCCAGGGGCCCUGUCCCUGUCCCUGCCUCCACACAGUGCCACAGCAGGGGCCACAAGGACCACAAGGGCAUGGUGCCCACAGACCAACCUCCCUUGUUCUGCUCCCUCUGCCCCAGCAAGCUGCUCAUCUGGCAUGUCAGCUGUAGUCUGUGGGGGUGGCUGGCUCACUCCUUGGCUGUGGCUGGGGCUGCCCCCUGAGGGGUCUGGUAGGAAAAUGGUUAAUGUAAUGGUGAGUGGGGCAGAGGCAGGGGCUCCCUGAGCACAUUUGGGGACUGCGGACUCCAGCCCACUCCAUCUCCUCAGUAUCAUUUGGUUAUGUUGUCAUGUCAUAUGGUUAUGGGGGCCUGCAAGUGGGGGACAGGCCUAGUCUUGGGGCUGCCCUGGGCACCUUGUCCAGGGACGGAGACAUCAUGGUCAUAUUACUGUCUGAGAGGCCUGCUCCGUCCCUACCAGGAUUCUGCUGCUGGCCCAGGCUGCACUGCCCAAGCUGGGGGUCUUCUCCCUAUUCCCUACUGCUCUGAGCCCUACAUGCACUAUACUUCCUGCCUCUUCCCAAGCCCAGGCUUCAUGGCACCAUCCUAGCCCUGCCUUCCCUUGGGCUGUCAGCACGUUGUCCCCACUGCCUCAGUCUGUCUGCCUCCCCUGUGGAACGCCCCUGUCCUCCUGCACCGAGGGGCUUCCUGCUGCAGGCACUGGCACUGGCAUUGCCUUGGGCCCCCAGUGUGCUUCAGCCAUGCUCCAGCAUCCUCCCAGGCAGGGCACUCCCUGCUCACCUGGGCCCUAGGCUGUGGGCAACAGGGGCAUGUGUAGACAGCUCCGGCAAAGGCAGGCCCAGACUGACUGCUGCCCAAGGGUGACCCGCCUGGCCCUAUGCCUCCUGCUGGCUCGGCUUGAGAGCAGUUACUGCAGGUGGGGCUGGGGCAGCAUGCAGUGGUGCAGGGUGGGGGCUCCCAGGUUGUGCUGCCAGCAGGGGCUGUGGGGCAGGGUGGCUGCAGCCUGCAGCCAUGCCCUAAAGAUAGGUCCCAGAGCUAUCUGGGCUUCUGUAAGCUUUGUCUACCAACAUAUGCCUGCAGGGCCCAUGUGCUCAGUCCACAGAGCUCCGUGCAGCACCCCUGCCCCAUCCCCAUGGGCCAGAGACUGAAUGUAACCCAUAAUAAGACCAAUAAACGCUCCAGCAGCUUUGUGUGAACUGCACGCCUUGUUUGUCCAUCUUGGCCACUGCACGGACUACUGCCAGCCUGGGAAGGAGCCUCUUUGCCCUAGGUGUGUGCCCUUUGCAGUGUUUGAGCCGGGCAGCAGGCAAUCAGGCUGGGGGAGGCUCCAGGAGGCUGCAGCCUGCUGGGCCUGGCCUUUGGAAGAUAAGCCAACAUGUUCUCAAACACAAUAGCAUCACAGGCUGCUGGCUAUCCUGAGCCAGGGGAGGAGGUCACCAGCCGCUGCAAGGCUUUGGGCCAGACCUACAGCAUUCAUGGUCUAGCAAGAAAGGCAGCAGGGAGGGAGAUGGCCCAGCCUGACAUGCUCAGGACGGGCCCCAAGGGAACUGUGGAGGGGCCUGGCCUGGCCAGGGAAGUGGAAGGAGACUAGCAAGUAUGGCAGAAGACCAGCUUGGCUUAGCAGGGAACUCCUUUUUGUGAUUUAGUU